Dibothriocephalus latus is the source of this 396-nucleotide messenger RNA. The record is from the annotation of a GenBank genome assembly. NCBI's taxonomy places the organism in Eukaryota, Metazoa, Platyhelminthes, Cestoda, Diphyllobothriidea, Diphyllobothriidae.
AUGUUUACGUGGGGGCCCCUGUGCAAGGAUACAGCAGUCUGCUCUCUGGUGAUGAAAUCCAUAAUCAACUCGCCUGUACAAUAUAGAGAAGAUGCGACCGUUCCGCCCCUGCGCUACACAGAACCCAAGGAGGGACGAAAGUUGCGCAUUGGCUACUUUACUGAUCUCGAGUGCUUCGUUGCGAAUCCUGCUGUUCGAAGAGCCAUUCUGCACACAAAAGAGAAACUCGUUAAACGUGGGCACGAGGUAAGCUUUCGUGUUACUACAGUUGCCGUUCUUAUUGUAAACUGCAGCCUUUUUUCUUACACCAAGUUACCAGUUUGUAAACUUUCUGCUGGCCAUACUAACCUUAGUCUUAUUGGACAUGACACUGAAAUAAGAACGUCCCCUUGCUAG